UACUGACAAGGCGUCAUGUGCGUGCUUCCGUCUACUGCUGAUUUAUUAUCGGACGCGUUCAUCAACGAGAGGUAUUGUAUUCCCGUAUUGGUGAUCCUAUCUCCCCACACUCUUACGGCUGCUGUGGCAGUCAGUGUAUUACCCGUGGUACUUCAACUGAGGCCGUUCGUGGAACGGCGAAGGCAGGAAGAACGUGAUCGUGGACAGGAACAUCAGCAUGACUGACCCACAAGAACAAAAGGCCGCCCAGCAGAGCCCACGUGGCCCAACCACAGUGAUAGAGGACAAUGUGGUGCGAUCUGCAGCUCCGCAACCUCCGGUUCCCGACUGUGACUUCCCCACGUGCUUGCGGAAUGCAUGGAAAGAAUUCGCCGACCGGACAGCACUGAUCGACAAUAGCACGGUCGAGCGGUGCACUUAUGGAGAGCUGGAAGAAAUGUGCUCCCGCAUUGCCACCGGCCUGCGCAGCCUGGGAUUCGGACCAGGAGACAUGGCGGGCUUCCACUGCGUCACCAGCAUGGAUGCCAUCGUCGCUUUUUACGGCGUUGUGCUUGCCGGAGGCCGCGCCGUGAUGGCAAAGCCCAACCUUUCGGAGCGCGAGCUCUGCUACCAGUUCGAGGACUCCUGCCCCAGCCUCGUGUUUUGUGACGGGAACAAUGUGGAAAAAGUUGUUGCUACUCAAAAGAAGGUCCCAUCCAUCAAGACGCUGGUGGUGUUCGGCGAACACGCAGCAGCUCAUUCGUUCGAGUCCUUGCGGAAGACACCGCUGUCGGAGUGCCAGGCAGCGCCGGCGGCUGCUGACCCCAGCAGCGUGCUGUUCGUCCUGUACUCGAGUGGCACCACAGGCCAACCCAAGGGCGUCAUGAUAUCGCACAGGAACGUGGUCGCCCAAUUCAUAUCGGCGGGGGCAGGACCAAAAAGCGCUCGUCAAUAUAUCAACAUUGGCACGGCUCCUUUCACCCACGCAUCAGGUGUCCUCAUGUUGAACAGCAUCUUGGCUCGAGGAGACACUAUGGUCGUCUUGGCGUACCCGGAUCCAAAUGUGCUCAUCCCUGCCAUCGCCAAGCAUAAGGUUUCUUUCCUCCUUCAGUUUCCAACGUACUUGAGAAUGAUGCUGAAAAGCCCACUUCUGGAGGAGUACGACUUGAGCAGCCUGAUGAUGAUCAGUUUGACCGGAAGCACAGCGCCACCAGAUUUAGUAGCUGAGACCCGCGCUAAGCUGAAGGUCUACGCGGUUGGACAAGGCAAGUGCUUUUCGGCAGUCCAGAGAUAUACAGUGCGCCAUGGGGACGUGUCGAGACUUGCUCCAGACUUCAUCGGUGCAGAAGAACACAAGAGCAGCAGCCCAUGCUCAUCCAAGGGCACACACAAGCACCACGUCGUAAUUCCUGGAUCGUCGAAUCUAGGCGGCCGUGGAUACGGGCUAACGGAGAGCUUCGGCGCUGGAACCUUCUCUUUUGGAGUUAGCGUCAGUAGCGACUGCGUCGGGGCGCCUAACUUCAUGUCUAGCCUCAAGCAGGUUGUCGACGUGAACACAGGAAAAAAACUGGGACCUGGUCAGCGCGGAGAAAUACGAAUCAAGAGCCCAUGCUGCGCUAUGGGUUAUCUGAACAACAGCCAAGCCACCGCCGAGCUGUACGAUGAGGAGGGGUUCUUGAAAACCGGUGACAUAGGCUACUACAGCGACCAAGGCCUGUUCUACAUCACGGACCGAAUGAAGGACCUCAUCAAGUGCAUGGAACAGCAGGUGCCUCCUGCCGAGCUCGAAGCUCUACUGCUGCAGCACGGAGCUGUUCACGACGUUGCCGUGGUCGGAGUUCCGCACAACGAAUACGGCGAGGCAGCGAGGGCGUUCAUCGUGAUAAAAGAAGGCCACGAUCCAAGUGACACGCUCAAGGAUGAGCUAUGGAACAUUGUCGCUGAUCACGCCAGCUACCAGAAGCACCUACACGGUGGAAUCGAGUUUGUGAGCAGCAUUCCCAAGUCCUUCACGGGCAAACCCCUACGUGCCGUUUUGCGGAGCGACUACUACACGAAGAGCAUGCAGCCGUCACACUAAGAAAAUAUACCUCACCUCACAUUCUUUCAGAGCCCAGUGUAGUAGGAUCAUAUGGACCUUCUCGACCAAGCCCUGUGCGCCGCCAUGCGACUAUAGUGGAGCUCUGGACUGGGGGAACGUCGCACUGGACCCGGAUGUCAUAAUCAAUAAACGUUUUAUUGUACUACUAAA
Molecule: messenger RNA, 2230 nt
Organism: Rhipicephalus microplus (southern cattle tick)
Lineage: Eukaryota; Metazoa; Arthropoda; Arachnida; Ixodida; Ixodidae
Product: luciferin 4-monooxygenase
Molecular function (GO): CoA-ligase activity
Source: RefSeq, a predicted model, not a curated record